AUGCUCGCGACCGACCAGCGCCCGCCGCUCCCAACCAUGCCGUCGACCCCGGGGCCGGACGUCCCGGGCGGGUACCCGCGCACCAGCGUCGUCUUCGCAGGCAACCGCUGGGACCGCCCUGCGAACAGCGAUGCCAGCGGGGGGCUGGGGUCGUACUUCUAUCUGCCGAAGGGUGUGGCGUCGUAUUUCCACCACCCGCCGGGGCUGUCGACCACCGCGUCGGUGAGGGGCAGCGCGUCGGCGCCGGGGACGCCGGCGGAGAUGGGCGGUGUGGGCCAACUGAGCGCGCCGCGGACGCCGUACCCGCUGAACACCGACGGAAGCGUGGCGAGCGAUAUCAGCACGCGCGCGAUCGCGAGUGAGUCCGCGAAGGCGUCGACAUGUGGGCCGAUGACGCCGGUGCCGGUGCCGGUCGCGGAGGAGAUCGUGUCUCCGCCUGCCAGCGACAGUGGAGCUACGCAAAAUACGCUUGCUACGGAGGACCGCCCCGUCGAGCAGUCGCAUCCUCAACAGCCUGCUGAGCCACAGCCGGCACCUCUCCCGGCCGCGCCUGCCCCGCUUCCUGCGGAACCCAUCCCCGCGGUCGCCCCGCUCGCCGGCCUCGCCGCAUUCGCCCACAAACCUGCCCCCGUCGACGCCAGCGCCAACGCCAACACAGCUCCUCCCUUGAACGCCCACCCCUCCCCGCCUUCCAGCCCCGCCUCCAAUAAUACCAGCCCACACGGCAGCCCCUCCACCGCCCCCUCCUCCGAGUCGCCCGCCUCCCCCCUGGCGCGCUGGGCCGCCGUCGACGAUAAAACCUCCCCGUCGCACGCGACCCCCGGGCUCCUCGGGCGCUUCGCCUCCGUGCGCCGCGGCCAUCGCAAAACCGCCUCCGAGUCGGCCCCUCCAUCGGCCUUCGGCGCGCUCUCCCGCACGCCGCGCAUGCCGUCGCGCGACAUCACCGGUGACGGGAAGGAGGCGGCGGAGAAGCCGCGCCGCACGCGCUCGCUCAUGCGCGCGCUCCGCGGCGAGGCGACGGUCCUCGCCGGCCGCGUCACGCGCGACGCGGGCAGGGUCGCGGCGGGGCGGCGCAUGGUGCGCGAGGCGUAG
Messenger RNA from Mycena indigotica, 1092 nucleotides. RefSeq lists its product as uncharacterized. Bases 1 to 1092 code for a protein of 363 amino acids. The record is from RefSeq and is a predicted model, not a curated record. The transcript is spliced from 2 exons. Lineage: Eukaryota; Fungi; Basidiomycota; Agaricomycetes; Agaricales; Mycenaceae.